Messenger RNA from Aphanomyces invadans, 1049 nucleotides. RefSeq lists its product as hypothetical. The record is from RefSeq and is a predicted model, not a curated record. Lineage: Eukaryota; Oomycota; Saprolegniomycetes; Saprolegniales; Verrucalvaceae. Bases 15 to 836 code for a protein of 273 amino acids. The transcript has a single exon.
CCUUCGACGUCACGAUGCAACUGCGCGUGUUGACGGCGCUCUUCGUGCUGGGAUGUGUGAACUUUGUGUCCGUGCGGGCCGACGUUGAGGCGAAAGAGCCACACGUUGUCGAAGAUAUUGCUGAUGCAAACACGGCGUCGGACAAUAUCGUGCAAGCUGGCCUGGACGAUGCGGCCGACCCGAUCUCGAGUCAAAAACCCCACAUCAGCGAAGAAGUUGUCGCGCAAAUGAUGGAGUUGAUUUCUCCAGAGUGUCGCGCUGCAAUUCAAAUGAAUCCCGAAGAUGCAAAAGGAUUGUCGGAUGAGUGCAAUACUGAAGUGCAAACGACACUGCAAAAGCUCAUGGGAGGCAACGUCCGCAACCCGAACGACCCAGUCACCCCCGAGAUCUUUGGAAAGAUGAUGGCGUCAAUCCCCGCCGACUGUCGUGCUGAAAUCGAAGCCAACCCCACGGACGGCUCCAAGAUUUCCGACCCGUGCAAGCAAACGAUUCAAACUACUCUCUCCAAGCUCAUUGCCAAAGCCAAGCGAGCUGAGGAGUUCAAAAAGUCGAGGGCGUCUGCAAAGCCGUUUGAAGGCUCGACAGAAGAUCAAGCGAAGUCCAAGAAGCAACGCCGUGGCAAGAAGGAAACCAAGGGCAACAACACGACGACGUUGUUGUUUGUCAUCGGGUUUGUCGUCACAGCCCUGGCCGGGGUCGUCGGGUACGCGUACAUGUUGCACCAAAAGCAAGCGCUCCAAGGACGGACGUCAAAGGCCCCGAAGAAGCUCAGCAAGCACAAGAAGGAGAAGGAGGGGCGCCGCCAAGCAGCCGCAGCUGCAGCAUCUAUCAAUUGACAGGAACAACAGACGUAUCACUCGUGUCAUGGGCUGGUUCCACGUAUUCUGAGCACGACACACUUGACGCCAGAUUCACAUUUGUCGUACAUAUUAAACGACCCUUCUACAGGGCAGCUGCGAAUGCAGUUGGUUGACCAGGCCAUUCAAACGGAGACAAGAUGCUCGCCAGCACACACCGCCCUGUCGCCUUCAUAUGGCGACGACUGUCAG